Rattus norvegicus (Norway rat) is the source of this 1707-nucleotide messenger RNA. RefSeq names its product cilia and flagella associated protein 77 (gene Cfap77). The coding region runs from base 32 to 883 and encodes 283 amino acids. The record is from RefSeq and is marked provisional. The transcript has 6 exons. NCBI's taxonomy places the organism in Eukaryota, Metazoa, Chordata, Mammalia, Rodentia, Muridae.
CAGCCAGGGUCUGAUCCCGGAGACCCCCAGGAUGCCUGACCCGGGGAAACCCCGGAAAGACCUCUCGCGAUGGAAGAAGAAGAAGCAGCCCGUGCACCGCACGGUCAGCCAGAUCUGCCCGCCGCCCCGACGGCCGCUGACGGUGGUCGACAUCCGCCCGGGCAUGGAGAACGAAAGGCUGGGGGUCGUGCGUGACUCCAUGUUUCAGAACCCGCUCAUUGUCAAGGCAGAACUUGGCAAGCCCAGGGAGAGAAGCUGCAGCCUGCCUGGCGUCGACUUUAAUUAUGGACUCUACAUCCAAGGGAUAGAUGGAGGGGUUCCUGAAGCCAUUGGGCACUGGAAUGUGUUUAAGCAGCAACCCACCUGUCCCCAUGAGCUGACCCGGAACUAUAUUGCCAUGAACCGAGGGGCAGUCAAAGCUGGCCUGGUGACUGCCCGGGAAAACAUGCUCUAUCGUGAACUGAAUGACAUUCGAAUCAAUGACCAGGAAGACCGGCGACAGAAGGAGCCGCCCUCCAUCCCUCCCAACAUGACCUUUGGCAUCCGUUCACGGCCCUCAACACCCUUCUUUGACCUGUUACAACAUCGGUACCAGCAGCUAUGGAUACAGGAGCAGAAGGCCACUCAGCAAGCCAUCAAAAUGGAGAAGAAACAGAAGGUAAUCCUGGGAAAGCUGUAUGAGACGAGGAGCAGUCAGCUGAGGAAGUACAAGCCUCCUGUGAAGCUGGAUACUCUCUGGCACAUGCCUCACUUCAAGAAGGCGGUUUCCCAUCUUGAUACGUUCCCUACGGAUGCCGCUCGCCAGAGGGCUCUCAAAGCCCACAAGGAAGAGCAUGCUGUACGCCAGGGCACCCUACGAAUGGGCAACUACACCCACCCCUAGCCUCCUCACAGGGGGAGCCUCCUAGAUGCGCUGGGAAAAAAAUCCCCAAAGAGCUCAGUUUUCUCCCCCAGACCCCAGGAUGACAGUCCUACACUUUGACACAACCCUUUGCCACAGGGACCUCAGAUUCAAGUCUUAGGUUGCUUAUUUUCUUUAUAAGAACCCCGACCCACACACACCCUUUUGUUACACAACACCAGUCCUGUCUUUCCUCUAGUUUCCCUUUGCCUAGAAACCACCAUCCUCCUCAAAAUUCUUUUCCCCUUCUCCUCACCCCUUCCUCUCUUCUUCCCUUUCUCUUUCUAUUUUACCCCCUCCUCCUUCAGGAGACCCACUCUGCCUCUUUGCAAGUCUUACUUUACAAGAUAAACCAAAAAUACAAGGCAGUUCUUUAAAAAAAAAAUAUCCAGGCUAAGAGUCAGCUUCACUGCCUAUGCCUGUGCACUUCCACAAGGCGUAGCGCCAGUAGGCGUUGGAAGCACUCAUUUCUUAUUCCAAACACGAGUUUUAAUUGCCCUUCUGGGCACGGCUGGGGUCUCAACACAGCAGGAGUCUCUCUCUGGGACCCCUGACAGUAGGAAGAACCCGCGGUUCAUUACUCAGAGGUAGGCCCCGCCCUCAGUGCUGUGGCCCUGUCAAUCAGACAGACCCGCCUGGACUUCUUAAGACUAUCUGGAUGUGGUUCACUCUUCCAAAGGAGAAUGCCUUGUGGUGGGCAGGUGGCAGCCGUGGACUAUCUCUUGAUUCAUACCUUUCUCUGGUGUCUUUGGCUUCUCUCCACAAAUUACAAAGGGAUUUAUUUUAAAUAUAAAAAGAUGACUUGC